Coregonus sp. 'balchen' is the source of this 3472-nucleotide messenger RNA. The record is from the annotation of a GenBank genome assembly. Lineage: Eukaryota; Metazoa; Chordata; Actinopteri; Salmoniformes; Salmonidae.
GUCCAGAGAAGUCCGACGUGGACAAGGACGUAGACAGUAUGUGUUCACCUAGGAGGUGUAACGGUGCGGGGGCAAGGAAACCCUGCAAACACCAGGACAAGAGAGAGAAGAUGGAGAGAGAGAGGGAGGAGGUGCUGAAACGACAGGAAGAAGAACAGAACAAAGAGGAACAGGAAGAGGAUCUGACAGGUAGGGGGCUGUGUGAUUGGCUAGACAGGGCUCAGAUAGCUACUAUGUGAUUGGCUAGACAGGGCUCAGAUAGCUACUAUGUGAUUGGCUAGACAGUGCUCUGAUAGCUACUACGUGAUUGGCUAGACAGGGCUCAGAUAGCUACUAUGUGAUUGGCUAGACAGGGCUCAGAUAGCUACUAUGUGAUUGGCUAGACAGGGCUCAGGUAGCUACUCUGUGAUUUGCUAGACAGGGCUCAGAUAGCUACUACGUGAUUGGCUAAAUAGGGUGCAUGAUCACUCACUAACAACAGAUGAUUCCGAUGGCUCAGUUGAUUGUAUGACCAGUCAAUCCCAUGCAUUUUAGUAAUCAUUUAUCGUCCUGCAUGGCACUUUGCUUAUGGCCCAGCUCUGGCUUGAGGUAUAUGGCCCUAACCUGUACUCAUGCCGAAGAUCUUUUUACUCCUGUCUUUCUCAUGCAGUAGAUCUGGUUUAGCUAGCAACCAGACCUGGCCCCCUAAUUCCAAGUAGUCACUUGGCCACUUGAUAAGUGGUAGCCUUGUAGAUAUGGGCCAGAUUCAGACCAUUAGUAAUUUUGGUGUCUUCCUCCAUGUUUGUGACUGCCUCCCCCCUACCACAGCUCAGUUGUUCUUCGAGCCGGAGCCAGCAGGGCUGACCGUGGGGGUAGAGAUCCAGGACUUGGUCAAGGUGUUUCCUGGGGGCUCCCGUCCCGCCGUGGAUCACCUCAGCAUCGCCUUCUACGAGGGGCAGAUCACAUCGUUCCUGGGACACAACGGUGCCGGGAAAACCACCACCAUGUACGUACUGUACCUAAGCCUGGUCCUAGAUCUGUUCUAACGCUGUAGACUACAGGAGAUCUGCAGAGAUCACAACAGAUCUGUUCUGUUCUAACGCUGUAGACUACAGGAGAUCUGCAGAGAUCACAACAGAUCUGUUCUGUUCUAACGCUGUAGACUACAGGAGAUCUGCAGUAAUCCAACAGAUCUGUUCUGUUCUAACACUGUAGACUACAGGAGAUCUGCAGAUAUCACAACAGAUCUGAGACCAGGCUGCCCCAAACCACUACCUAGUCUGCAGAGCACUCAUUUUAUUUUCCUAAUGUUGUGGUGUAGGAUAUCAACUAUCCAUAUUGAAUUAGCCUAAAUGUUUGAAUACAGCUAUUAGCGAUCGAGAGCGCUAUCCAGAGAAAAUGUCUGUGAGGAAUAAAAAAAGGUGAUAGUCUCGUGACAGAAAUUGAGUUGCUGGUUAGUGUGCAUGCAAGAUUUGGUUCUGGGUGCCGAGAUUACUUAAUAGUGUUCAUGACAUACCAUCAUGCUCUUCUUAAUCGCAUGUGUGUGUUUGUUUGUGUGUGUGUGUGUGUGUGUGUGUGUGUGUGUGUGUUUGUGUGUGUGUGUUUGUGUGUGUGUGUGUGUGUGUGUGUGUGUGUGUGUGUGUGUGUUUGUGUGUGUGUGUGUGUGUGUGUGUGUGUGUGUGUGUGUGUGUGUGUGUGUGUGUGUGUGUGUGUGUGUGUGUGUGUGUGUGUGUGUGUGUGUGUGUGUGUGUUUGUCUCUACCAGGUCUAUCCUGACUGGUCUGUUCCCUCCUACAUCUGGAACAGCCUUUAUCAACGGGAGAGACAUCAGGACCGACAUGGACAGCAUCCGCACAUCCAUGGGCAUGUGUCCCCAGUACAAUAUCCUCUUCAAACAGUGAGUCCUCCUCUUCCUCCUCCUCCUCCUCCUCCUCCUCCUCUUCCUCCUCCUCCUCCUCCUCCUCCUCCUCCUCCUCCUCCUCCUCCUCCUCCUCUUCCUCCUCCAUGGCUCUGUGUCCCCAGUACAAUGUCAUCCAUAUACCCACUGGCACUUGCCAUAGAAACUUGAGUAGUCAGGUCAGGCAUAGGACUGGGAAAUUGAUGACAUAACAAAUUGAUGAAUGUUUGUUUCCUACAAUUAACAGUCUAGUCAAUUCAGCUGACUGACUGACAAACAUAUUUUCUUCUCUCUUUUUUUUGCUGUUGCAAGACAUUUGUUCACUGUCUGCUGUAGUGACUAACAACCUCUCCUGCCCCCGUCCCCGUCCCCGUCCCCGUCCCUGCACCCGUCCCUCCCCACUCCCUCUCUCUGUCCAGUCUAACGGUGGAGGAACACAUCCUGUUCUACUCCAUGCUGAAGGGCACGUCUCAGGCUGAGGCUCAACAGGCGGUCGAGGACAUGUUGGAGGAUCUGGGCCUGCCUCAUAAGAGAGACGAGGAGGCACAAAACCUCUCAGGUGGGUCACGCACAGAGCCUCUCAGGGGGGUCGAGGCACAGGACCUCUCAGGGGGGUCGAGGCACAGGACCACUCAGGUGGGUCGAGGCACAGAACCUCUCAGGUGGGUCGAGGCACAGAACCUCUCAGGUGGGUCGAGGCACAGGAUCUCUCAGGGGGGUCGAGGCACAGGACCUCUCAGGGGGGUCGAGGCACAGGAGCUCUCAGGGGGGUCAGUCAGGCUUGAAACACACUUGUGAGCAGAUACUGUUUCGAGGUCUUCCUUUUUCUUUGUCGAACCUUUGUUACUGCAAAUAAAUUAGCCAGGCCCUAGCAAUGACUCAGAUUUUGUAGUGUUUUACCCUACAUUGUCUCUUGUUUCUUGUGUUGCCCCUGAAAUAACGUCUCUUCUCACUCCGUGCAGGCGGUAUGCAGAGGAAGCUGUCUGUUGCUAUGGCGUUUGUUGGGGGGUCAAAGAUUGUGAUCCUGGAUGAGCCCACGUCGGGGGUCGACCCUUACUCCAGACGAUCCAUCUGGGACCUGCUACUCAAAUACCGCACAGGUACUACCCUAGCCACUACACCUGGUUUACAUCUGGGAGACCAUGUUCCGGCACUUCUCUGUGAGCAAUUCAGUGCCAGGCUGAAGAGAGAACCAGCAGACACUCAGGCCUUCAAGGACUGGUGUUUCCCAUCCCUGCUCCACCUUGCCUACAGAUAGCUUACAGCUUGAUUCCCUAUCCAAUCAACUCUCUCUAACCUCUGACCCCUCUCUCCCAGGGCGUGCAAGUGAUCCUGUCCUCUCACCUCAUGGACGAGGCUGACCUGUUGAGUGACCUAGCUCCUUGUCCUGACCUCUGACCUCUAACCUCUAACCCCAGGCCGUACAGUGAUCCUGUCCACUCACCACAUGGACGAGGCCGACCUGUUGUCUGACCGUGUAGCCAUCAUCUCUAAGGGCCAGCUCCACUGCUGCGGCUCCCCCCUCUUCCUCAAGAACUGCUUCGGAGUGGGAUUCUACCUCACCCUGGUCCGACGCAUGAAGGAUAUGAGGAAAAAA